AUGGCGUCGGUCACCAGUCUCGAUCAAGACAUGCGCAAAUUGCGCCUAGAGCGAUAUACCCCCGGUGCCGCAAACGAGGUCAGAAACUGGAUUGAAAGCACUCUCGGCGAGAGACUGGCUACAGGGGAUUUGAUGGACGCUCUGCGCGAUGGAGUGGCUCUUUGCAAACUGGUCAAUCUAGCCGUGUCCCCAGGCAUCAAGUAUAAACAGUCGAGUAUGCCCUUCGUGCAGAUGGAGAAUAUCUCUCAUUUCCUCCGGGCUUGCGAGCUUCCGCCGUUGAGCCUCCCGUCGCAUGACCGAUUCCUCACCGUCGACCUCUACGACGCCAAAGACCCCGCACAAGUCUUACAAUGCAUCGCUGCCUUUAGUCGCAAAGCGAAUCAACUCAAUCCUUCUGCCUUUCCUACAACUCUGGGGGCGAAGAGCAAAUCUGCCAUGAGCCCGCAGGGAACCGGGUCCAGUGGGCCAAGAUCUCCAGCAUACACCACUACCACAACUUCACGGCCGCGGGGUUUGAGUAACUCAACUGCGGACAACCCCUCUCUCACAUUCAAUCCCCUCAACAAGGCUGCGUAUUCCGGGCGUGUUAGCCCCAGUAAGAACAUCCUCAGCCGAGGAGGGUUGGCUUCUGGCGGCACAGUCAGCAGUUGGAGUAACAAGACUGACGAGACCAAGACCGCACCCGCGUGGAAUAUCCAUCAAUAUGGGUACAUGGGAGGGGCAAGUCAAGGAAACCAAGGCGUUGCUUUCGGUGCUCGGAGACAGAUUACAUCCCCGGCGCCCAGCGUGCCUAGCAUUGCGGAGAAAGAGAAACGCCUCAGAGAAGAGGCAGAGAAAAGACAAUUAGAGGCAGAAGAGCUUGAGCGACAGCAGCGCGCUCAACGGGCUGCAGAAGAAGAGCAGGCACGUCUAGAAGAAGAACGCAGGUGGGCUCAAGAAACGCAACGACUGAAAGAGCAAGAAGCAGCCGAGCAGCGUGAGCUCGAGCGACAACGCCUACAAGAAGAAGAGCGUGUCCGUCGUGAAGAACAGCGUCGCAAAGAAUUGGCCUAUGAACGUGACCGGGAACGAGAGGCUCAGGAUCAAGCAGAAAGAGAGGCUCUUAUGGCGCAGGAACGAAGUCGCCAACGCACCGUCAGUGACGCUCGUCUCAACGGACAAUUUCUCAGUCAAUACCAAGCAGGCCAGGGAAGAAGCAAUGUUGCCUCUCCCCCUCUGUCAAAGCCCGCCGCGGAUCAGGACUCGGCAGAAAGUGGACGCAUUGCAGAACUCGAGCGUCAAUUGGAGGAAAUGAAGGCUCAACAGAGACAAACCCAAUCCGCCAGGCCACUACCCGAGCCUGAACCUCCGGCGCCAAUAUUACCUGCCAGAUCCACCGUCGGUCAAACAAGCAGCCAUGAGGACGACUGGGCUGCAUCAGAGCGUCAAUAUCUCCAGCAAGAAUGGCAGAAAACGCAGAACGACCAACCGCCUCCCAAACCACGACGUCCCGAACCCACACAAUCAACAUCGUCUCGUCCGUUACCCGACCCAGCCACCUAUCAGCCAGGCACCAAUCGCACAGACCGAUACCUUGCCUCAAACACGGCUCCCGCUCAGCCCAAUGUGGCGGCUCACCGCCCUCAGGACUUUUCCACCACGACCGAGGUGGACCUCGAAAACCAACGCCGUAUUCAAUCCCAGCAGCGCACGAAAGCCGGCGGCUGGGCCUCGAAAUCCCUCCUCGAGCGAGAAAUGGAGCGGGAGCGAGAACGGCAGAGAGAGUGGGAAGAAGCGCAGAAGGACACCGCUUCCAGAGCCAGGGACAUAAAAGAGGGAAGCGGACCUGGUCAAACCUGGGAUGUCCACCAAUAUGGAUUUGUGGGCGGGGACAGCCAGAAUCGUGGAGGUCCGGGGCUAGGAGUCGGGGGCGCCAGAAGGCAGAUCAUCGGCCCACGACCGCCGCCCUAG
Messenger RNA from Fonsecaea nubica, 1950 nucleotides. RefSeq lists its product as hypothetical. Lineage: Eukaryota; Fungi; Ascomycota; Eurotiomycetes; Chaetothyriales; Herpotrichiellaceae. Gene Ontology annotation, molecular function: protein binding. The record is from RefSeq and is a predicted model, not a curated record. The transcript has 2 exons. The coding region runs from base 1 to 1950 and encodes 649 amino acids.